This is a messenger RNA of Anopheles maculipalpis, 5495 nucleotides long. RefSeq lists its product as uncharacterized. The record is from RefSeq and is a predicted model, not a curated record. Bases 31 to 5475 code for a protein of 1814 amino acids. Lineage: Eukaryota; Metazoa; Arthropoda; Insecta; Diptera; Culicidae. The transcript is spliced from 18 exons.
ACAGGCAUAACUCACGGAACGGUGUACGGCAUGCUACCGGGGGACCUGUUUCUCGGCGGUCCCGGGCUGCCAGGGUCAACGAUGAAGUUGACACCGGGCGUCGGCAUGACGCUGCUGAUCGGCAUCGCCGGUAGCAUCUUUCUCGUGGCCCAAAGUCACCGAUUGUUGCGCAGCAAACUCAGCCAACGACGGCGUUCUUCCCGGAAGCCUGAUGCGGCAGAGUGUUACAUGUGUAACGUAAACAUCGAGCUCGAAAGCACAGACAGCUUCGCAACAUGCCGCGGUUGCGAAAAACUGGUCUGCCGCGGCGAGAACUGCUGCCAGUGGGUGGAAUCGAUCGGCAUCUGGGAAUGUACCGGGUGUCAAUCGAAUCGCGUAAUCCAGCAAAAGGCGGGCGAAUGGUUGCUGAAUCAGUUGACCGCCCGCUUGAAGCAACCCGGUCCGGUAGAGCUGAAGGAAGCCAAUCUACUGGGGCUUGGUUUGGACACCGAUGAUGCGCGUAGUACGACGAGCUCGACAGUUUCGGCCAACCAGCGUAUCAAGGUGCGAGAAUUCAUCGAGGAGCUGCUGUCAACCAUGCUGCACGGUCCACUGGACGAUGUUUCUGUUGGGCAGCUAAUGAAACAUGAAAGCUAUAUAAGACUUUUUCGCAAGUUCCACACACGUUUGAGCAGGUGUCUGUACAAUCUUGAACUCUCGAUCCAUCACUCACUAAUGUCGGAUCUACCGCUAUGGGAAGGUCAACAGCAGCAUCACAGCCCGAGCGAUCAGCACUUCGAGCUGAAGCAACUGAUACAGAAAAUUCUGGACCAGAUCGCCAAGCUGCCGGAGCUGCUGAACCACAGUGGCCUGCCAUUACGGCCGGAAGAGCAUCUGCCGUACUUCGAUCCGAAGAAGUACGAGCAGCUGUUGGCCACUGCGGUGCUGAAUAAGGUAGUGGACGACUAUCGGAAUCCGAAAAACUUCACUAGCAGCGGUGACGUGGCUGGAAAAUCGACCGGAGCUGCUGUACCGCCGGUUGACAUCAACCACAAUCAGCUGUCCGGGGAGGGCAGCCAUCCGGGUUUGCUGAGCAAAGAAACCCUCCGACAGAUGUCCGUAACGGCUGACGACGUUCAAUUGCACGAAGGCAUUAGCUACAUCGCACCCGGCGAACGACGACUUUCCGACACGGACGAAUCGUACCUCAGCGAUUAUAUCCAACGCCACAAAGUACCUCUGCCCGAUCUGUCCGACACGACCGGUUCCGGAUCCGGCGCAGAAGACGACGACCUGCAAUCACUCAAAUCGAACGCAACCGAUGGUACGUGGGAGGAGAAUUGGCUUUUCCGCAAACGGCAACUGAAAACGACCGAAUCCUCGAUCGCCAUGCUCGUGCCAUCGCCGACGGAGGAGGUGAAAGCGCUGAUCGGGGACAAGAAUGCAGACGAGAUCAGUGAUCUGUCGGAGGCGGGUUCGGACUGCGAGGGGUACGAAUCGGAUAGUAAUGUGCCGGUGGCAACAGAUGUCCCAAAACAGAGUGCCACAGUAGUGAUGGCAUCUAGCAGCAGUAAGGACACGAGCGAAGGAAUUUCUUCUUCAUCUAAAAUACAAGACUCGCUGGAAGAACAUCUGCCACCGGAUAGUCUCGUGUCGAUUAACUCACUGCCGGUCAAUGAGGAGGUUCUGUCAGAGGCUACCAACAGUCAGCUGCUGGCAGAACAGUCGACACAAAAUCACACCAAUGGUCUUGGUGGAACUACUGGACUGCUGGUCGAUGAUUUGAUCAGUAUAGAACCGGUGAGGGAUAAAGUAGAAACUACUAAUCCAGCCAUUACCAAUCCCUUCCUGGAUGAUGUUUUCGAGGCGAACAAUAACGUCAUAACGGAUGAUGUGAAAUUAUUGCAGCGCACCGAGGCCGGUGACAGUCGUUCCGCCACCGAAUCCACCAGCAACGGUUACGGUGAUCGAAAAGAAAUCCCAAUAGAUCGAGUGUCACAACAACUGCUGAUGCUGGACACCCUGUCGCCGCCGGAUUCUCCAGUACAGCAAGUCCUAUCGCCCCAUCCGAUCAUGAUGACGAUAACGGAUGUGUUCGAUCGGCUCGCAAACAGUUCCCCACUGACGGCUAUCUCCGAGGAGCUACCGCCGGCAAUGCUGCACGAUGUAGUGGAAACGGAACACCUACAAGAUACCUCGUUAGUUGAAACUGAGAGUUCGCUGGAAGCCAUCACAGAAGAAAGUUCUACACUGGGUGAAAUAAAACAACCGAUCCUGUCUCCUGCAGAUAGUGUACAAGCGGAGCAGGACGAUGAGGCCGAAUAUCGUACGGUAUCGGAGGCAACUAAUAACAGCCUCCUGUUGGCCGAAUCAUUCGACGGAUUAGAAUCGUUUGACACAUACGAACCGGCGUACGAUGCCAGCUUGCUCACUGGCCAGGAGGAUGAGUUUUGUUCCCUAAUGGAUGAAAACGGUUCCAACCGAACGACGGACGCAUCACCAGAUCUGCUUCAGAUUCGUGAAACUCCGCCCGCAGCCCUGUACGUACGCAAUCACGAUCAGCUGGAAUUUCCUGAGCAGCUACAGUCACUCGAACAAACGCCUCUUCCCAUCAGAGAAGAUCCAUUUGAAUGUACGGAGGAAGAGAAAACUUCUCGAAUAACGCUUCAGUCCGAUCUGGUGACGUUCGACAAUAAUGCACCCAGUCCGGAAGGUGCUCCAGGGAUUGAUGCCGUAACGGAACAGAUGCGUGCCUACUGUGAGGAAUUGAAGGGUAUUUUAAACCAUGCUGCUGAUGUGUCUGAAGAGACUUUCCCACCACCAGUAGAUCUCACAGAAACAGAUCAGUGGGAAAUGGUAGAAUCACCGGAAGCUCUCGAUGCUCUCGCAGCGUUCCAGGAAGAGCUGCAGAUGGCCGUCAAUGAUCCAGCACAAACUGAAGUUCGUCCGUGUAGUGAUCAUGCGAUUCGUGAUGUGCCUCUAGCUGAGCUUGAUGAGUGCUUUCCUCUACCCUCCGAAGUGGUUGGUUUGCAGAUGGCUGAAUACAGUGAUAGUUUGAAGAACAUCGACUACGUACAGGAAGCGAUUGCGAUGGAUGAAGAAACGGUCCCACUUGUGGAGUGUUCCUUCGAUGCGGAAGAAUCACCACAAGCGUUACGUGUGUCCUCGCCGGAACUACCAUCACCGAUGGUAACCGUGCUGCAUACAUCGUCCACCGAGCAACCUUCCACAACCGUAACGAUCAAAAAUGAAGAUCCUGCCUACGAGGACCCUUCGACAAACACGGACGAAAUGAUGCUAGCAUCGAUCGAAUCCCGUUCGGAGUCGAAGAUCGAAGACACCAGCAUGCCAUUCAGUGACACCGAGCUUCCCUCCCUCUCAUCACCAUUUACGUCUUUCUCUACCAACCCUACCUUCACCACCACCACCACCACCACCUCCAACAUUAACAAUUGCAUGUCAACUAACCUCACGGAACAGGCAUCGUCUCCUAACAGCAUUGACACUAACCAAUCCUCGAAUAGCAAACAAAGUAUCGUAUGCGAACCUUCUCCAGCCGUUCUGGAUCUGGAGGUACCGCACGAUGACGUGAUGGAAACCAUCGCUGACACUUGUUCGAUCGUUGCAGCACAAAAAGAAUCCGAGCAUCAACAGGGAUCCACUGAUGGAAUUGACGAUCAGAUGGGAGAGCAAGAUGCGUCUUUGGAUACGGCGGAUACACUGAUACCGGGAUCGAUUGCCGAACGGGAGCAUAUGAAGUGGCGUAACGCGAAGCCUAUCGCCAACAACCCUUACUCUCCAGAUGCGCUGCAACGUCGACUAUCCGAAAAGAGUCGUCCAACUAGCAUGAUCGAGAUCGAUCGGCUAGUGAGAAAGGAAGCGACACCGGCAGCAGGAGACACUGGAGUACUGAUGGAUGACGAAAGUGCACCCAAAGAGCCCACAGAUUCUGGCACGGAAAAUGAUCGCUCGUUACAAUCGAUUACUGGAGGUGCACUAGCGGAAAAGAAGAAGAUCGGUCGGGAAUAUUACAUCAAUGAUCCCGAGCGUCUUCGUGCGGGCGGUACGCCGGUUAAACAAACUCUUGGGCUUCAGCAACAGCAACAUCAGCAAUCGCACAGUACCGACGAUGAGAAAUCUCUUCUGCUUGGUCGUAAUAUGGAUGAUGGUGUGCACGCCCAGCAAAAGCUCUCACCGGACCCAUCUAACAAUAGCUCACUGUACCGGUCGAGCAGCUUCGGUAAGCAGCGCGACCCUAACACGGAAGACAUCUUUGCCGCACGCCCGAUACAGGUGACGGCCGACGAUCCGAUCCUUAAGCAAGGUACCAAGGUGAAUUACCUCAGCACAGCCGCUCGUGAGAUCUAUCUCAUUCCGUUGGAACCGGAACCGAAUGGUUCGCUGAUGAGUACAUCCUCCGAGCUUAGCUCCGUCCACUCACCAACCUCGUCCACCGCGCGCCCCGAACUGGACAGCCUUACGUUCAGUGAAGAUUCCGACGUAACUCGGAUCUACGAUCUAACCACCGGUGAAGCGAAAGUCGUUCGUGCAAACCAAACGGAAUCAAUGCACGAUACCAUCCUGCAAAUACUACCUCAAACAUCACCCGAGCACAGUACUAGUCAGUCAGUCCCACCAGCUCCCACAGCCAUCGUAUCCUCCCUCAAGGCUCAGCUUUCGCCCAGUGAAGAUCGGCCACGUCGAUCACCGUUCCCAGUGAAACCACUCUCGCCGGAAACGAUCAAAUUCUUCGCACCGAAACGAAAACUAAGCUUUACCGGUAGUACGAACAGUUUGGUGAGUGAGACGGUCAAAGGCAGUGCGACCAGUGAGCAGGGUACUACGCAUGUACUUCCCUCAAUGCACUCAUCACUGCACAUUGACUUUCCUGCAUCGCGUACCGUCACCGGGAGCGAGUUUGCGAUCAUCGAGAAGGAUGUGAUCGAUGUGUUGCCGUCGGUGAAGGAGCUGGCCAAGUGUUACAGUGGCAGUACGACCGAUGUCUCAUCGAUGCCACCCAAACCACUGUACAAACCAAGGGUCAAGCUUAGAAAGGACUUUAUACGCCAGUCGUCCGAUGUGCUGAACGAGGAAGGUAUGCCUAGCGCCGGAUCUAAGGGCCAGCGGCAGUACAGCAGCACGAGCAGCAUUGCGGUGCGGGACGAAAUACGGGAAAUUCGGAAGCUCAAUCUGGAGGCGUACCGACAGUCAACGUACUACCCGAUGGCACCGGGCCAUAGCAUAACGGCGCGCAGCCUAUCCAAACAGAUCCGUGAGCAUAAAGCCAACAACGUAACGGAUGACCAUAAGGUGGGCCAACAGGAGGAGGUACCGCUACCGGCGGCGGGUGACGGUGGUAUGAAUGGUGAAAGGACCAAUGAGAGUAAUAGCGACGAUGGUCAUACAUCACCGGAACGACCCGGCAGUCCCGUACUACUUCCGGGUCAUCUGAAGUCUAGCAUACAGUUUUUCGAAAGCCUUCGAAAUAAUUCGUGAACCGCUAUUUGGACAAUUCU